AUGUAUCUUUACGGUCGAACCUUUACACUGGUAACAGACAAUAAAGCCCUACAAUAUAUUUUCAAAAAUCCAAAAGCAAAAACACCAGCACGUAUAGAAAGAAUGUGUUUACGUCUGGCCCAAUACGAUUUCAUUGUAAAACAUCAUCCUGGUAAAGGCAAUCCAGCUGAUUAUUUAUCUCGCAAUCCAAUUAUAUCAGAAUUUAAAUCAUCAAAUGGUACUGAAGGAUAUAUUAAUUGUUUAUUUGAACAUGCCUUACCAAAAGCAACCACAAAAGAAGAAUUAUUGAACGAAAUUUUGAACGAUAAAAAAACAAAAGCAUUAUUGAGAUCAAAAGUGUAUUUUCUAGGUCUAGAUAAAUUGGUUGAAGCACGUUUGAGUAGUUGUUAUACUUGCCAAAUAAAUUCACCAACAGUGCAACAUGAACCAUGUCAAACGUCAGAAUUACCAUCAGGUCCAUGGCAAUUAAUUGCAUUAGAUUUUUAUGGCCCGACUGAGUCAGUGAAUACAACGGCAUCGCACUAUGUAUUACCAAAAUUACACGAAUCAUUGUCACUAUUUGGUAUUCCACAAAUAGUUAAAACUGACAAUGGCCCACCAUUUAAUGGAGCUGAAUUUGGCAAUUUUUGCAACUAUUAUGGCAUAAAACAUAGAGCUAUUACACCAUAUUGGCCAAGAGCUAACGCAGAAGCUGAGAGGUUUAUGCAAAAUUUAAGAAAGGUAUUCCAAAAUGCAAAUAUAAAUCAAAUAGAUUGGCAUUUUGAAUUGAAUCGGUUUCUUGCCGCAUACAGAGCAACUCCUCAUUCAACGACAGGAAUAGCACCGUCAAGUUUGUUAUUUAAGCACGAGUCCUGUUCAAGAUUGAUUCAAUUAUAUGAGAAACGUCCAUUUCAAUUUAAUAAUGAUGAUAUUUCAGCUAAAUUGAACGAUGAGGUAAAUAAACAAAAAGUGGCGAAAGAUUUCGAUAGCAGACAUAAAAUCAAAGAAGCAAAUUUUAAAAUUGGCGACGUAGUCUUAUAUCAACCCCCAAAGGCUUUACUAACUGAAAAUUCAAAUACAACAGCAACACGAUUUUAUUUAAUCAUUAUUCAUCUAACAAUAUUAGCAUAUAUCGAUAAAACAACAUCUGUUAGUGAUCGUAUUUAUUUUGCUGUAAUCCAUUUAACACAUUCGUUCGCUCCUAGAAAUAAUUCAAAAACAGCAGUGAAAAAUAAACAGAGUGAUAAAACAAAAUUUUUUAUCACAAAACCAACGUUUUUCUCCAUUGAAUUAAAUGCACAUACUUUAACAUAUGUAAGCAUGCUAUUGAUAAAUAAACAAUUACCACCUGAAUCAUUAAAUAUAUAUGUAUUUAGUUCACAAUCAUGCGAAGCCACGUUUCGAAAUUGCAGAGCGUUAUCAGGAACGUUUUCAUCAGCAACAAAUUUUAAUGUACAGGAGUUUAUCAAACGAAAUGAAAAAUUAGCUGUUUUAAGUGAAAUUAAAACAUAUGAAAAUUUAACGAAAAAUGACUAUCAUAUUAGAUAUCCUGUGCAUCAUAAACUUCAUCAUGAGAAAAAAGUAUUAUCUUUGUUUAACAGUGAUGAACAAAUAAGGAUGUCCAAUAUAGAAGAAUUGAUUAACGAAUCUUAUGAAGUUGCAAAAGGUUUCAUUGAAAAAUUAGAUAUGUCGGAUAUUUUGAUCGAGAACGGUUCAUUUGAAUUACAUGAAUUAAGCGAAAACGUAUCGAAUAAAUUAACACACACUGGAAGAACAACAGAUUACUCGCAAAUUAGCGAAAUGGAUGGAAUUAACGAAGAAGAGGAGAGUGAUAUCGAGUUGAUUGCUGAUGAAUUGAUAAUAUCUGAUGAAGAUGAAAAUGAAGAAUUGAAUGGUGAUGAUGUAAAAGAUAAUAACAACGAUGAUAAUCAGAAUCUGCCACUAACAACAGCUAGGAUGGCGUUCAGUGGAAUGAGAAUUCAUGAUGAAAUCAAUGUGGCUAAUAAACAAGCUUAUUUUUUCAUAAAAGUUAACAACAGCGUAAAAUAUAUGCACAAACAAACUGCAUGCUGGUAUUUGAUGGGUGAUAAAAACCAUUUAUCAUCUGAUAGACUUCUACGAGUUCAGCAAAAGCAACGUUGGUUUAAAAUAACUAUUUUGAGAUGA
Messenger RNA from Didymodactylos carnosus, 2145 nucleotides. Lineage: Eukaryota; Metazoa; Rotifera; Eurotatoria; Philodinida; Philodinidae. The record is from the annotation of a GenBank genome assembly.